AUGAAAAAAAGAAUGAUGGUCAAAAGUGUAAGGUCCAAGCCCAGAGGUGGCCCAUCGAAAGGGGCCGGUGGUGGUGAUGGUGAUAGCGGUGGAGGUCGCGACCGACAAUGUUAUAACUGUGGAAAACAUGGGCAUAUGUCCCGGGAUUGCGCCAAGUCCAGAGGUGGCCCGUCCAAAAGGGGCGGUGGCGGUGGCAGGGGUCGUGAUGGUGGUAGGCGGAGGGGUGGUAAUAGGGGUGGUGAUGGUGGACGGUCUAAUGAAGACGGCCUCGCCGCGGCCGAAGAAGGACCUCAAUCAGACGACCGCCGGAACUCCGCAGCCGCCAAACGUAAGGGAUAUAUUAGUACCGAUAGCAGACACCCAAAAAAGAAAUGA
Molecule: messenger RNA, 375 nt
Organism: Metopolophium dirhodum (rose-grain aphid)
Lineage: Eukaryota; Metazoa; Arthropoda; Insecta; Hemiptera; Aphididae
Exons: 8
Coding region: 1-375 (124 amino acids)
Molecular function (GO): zinc ion binding; nucleic acid binding
Source: RefSeq, a predicted model, not a curated record